This is a messenger RNA of Drosophila biarmipes, 928 nucleotides long. Its product is annotated as INO80 complex subunit C. NCBI's taxonomy places the organism in Eukaryota, Metazoa, Arthropoda, Insecta, Diptera, Drosophilidae. Gene Ontology annotation, biological process: chromatin remodeling. The transcript is spliced from 2 exons. Gene Ontology annotation, cellular component: Ino80 complex. The record is from RefSeq and is a predicted model, not a curated record. The coding region runs from base 39 to 371 and encodes 110 amino acids.
GCCUUGAUUGUGCCAUCUCAAUUGAGGCAAACCUGGGGAUGGAAGCGAGUUCGAAGCCGAAGCGCUCUUUUAAGCGUCCCUUCGCCUUUCCCAAGAAUUGUGUGUACCGCCCGCUGCGGCAGAUAAGCAAUAUGGAGCGGAACCUGAAGCUGCCCGCCGACAGGCCCACCUACUUCACGCUCAAUGCACCGCCCUCGCUGGUUCCGGCCAAGAAGUACUCGGACAUCAGUGGACUGCCCGCUCCGUACGCAGAUCCCCACACAAAACUGCGGUUCGCCAACGCCGACGAGUACGCGUCCAUGCAACACAUGCCCUCGGACAUCAUCAAUGGCUACCUUACGGUGCGCGGCUACACGAGCGCCGUUGGAUAGUCACCUCGAUCUACGUAGUAUACAUCCCGUUCCGCCGAGACCCCGCCACUCACAACAGCCAAUUACGGAACCGCUGGCCUUUUACUCGCACUGGCAUUGCGUGCGAGGCUGUUGGAUUCCAAGCGAUUUGCUGACUGCUCCCUGGCUGGAACACUGCCUUCUAACAACAAGAACAUGCGCUAUUACCAUAUAUGUAGACAGCCUACCCAGAAAGAGGUGCCCUUGUAGCCGCCAGCCUCUAACGCACUCGAACCCAUAGGUACUUGCAUUGUUAGCAUCUAUUAUUUGACUGUAACAUUGGCUCCGAGUCCAAGGUGAGACGCAUGCCUUGAGAUAGGUCCUAACACAAAAACUAAAUAUUGUGACAGCCAUUACGUGCGUUUGCGGUUGGUAGUUUGUUGCGCUAACCAUGUGGUCUUAAUCGCAAACACAAUAACAACAAACAACAAACUAUCUUUAGGCUUUAAAUGUUAUAUUAUCCUGAUUUUGGCCAAAGCAGAUGAUAAAGUUAAUGGAGUUUUUAUUUAAGGACGAUUUAUAAAUGAUUACGAACUACA